This is a messenger RNA of Adineta ricciae, 1446 nucleotides long. Lineage: Eukaryota; Metazoa; Rotifera; Eurotatoria; Adinetida; Adinetidae. The record is from the annotation of a GenBank genome assembly.
AUGCGACAGAAUUGCCAUUCAAUCUUGAAAUGGUCUUUCUUAACAGGAACAUCAACAAUUUUAUUGAAAUUAUGUUAUGAAAAUUUUCUAAGAAGUGCAAUAACAACAACAAAUAGAUCGUCGUCAACCUAUGAAAACGCUCUGACCUCUUGGGCAUCAACGGGAAAGCGUUCCAUAGCAAGUCCUACGCGACUAAUCGAUACAAAACUUCGCGAUGACCUACAACUUAUUGGUGCACAGGUCUAUUUUCGACAUGGCGCUCGCACACCUCUUCAUCUAUUACCUGGACUAGAAGAAAUAUCCUAUAGUAAAGAACAUAUUGGGUCUUAUCCCUUCUCAAAAUGGGAUAUCAAAUUAAUUACGAAACUAGGCAAUAACGUCGUUUCCAGAGAUAAGAUUUCUUCAGCGAAUGACAUCAUCGGCGAUCGAGUUCGGCAUCUCAAGGUAGAAAUCAAACCGAAUAAUGAAAAGAAAACUGUUCAUUUUCAGUCUUCGUCAGGUGACAGAGUCGUGACGGGACAGUUGACCGCUCUUGGUGAAAAGCAAUUGUACGAACUUGGAAAAACAAUCCGAAAGGAAAUUAUCAAAGAAGAUGGUAGUGGAUUAAUACCGAUGGUUUAUGAUCCAAAGAUUGUCUAUUGUCGAUCGACAUUUAUGGAUCGAACUGUGGCGAGUGCUCGAUCGUUUCUUGCCGGAUUAUUUUCAUCGCCUGAGAAAGGUGAUAAAAUCCAAGCGAAAGGUGCGUUUGAGAUCGAAGUGCAUAAUUUUCCGGAUGAAGAUAUGUUUCCAAAUUCUCAUGCUUAUCCAAUUCUAAAGAAAUGUCUGACAGCCGUGCAACUCUAUUCUUCAUUACACGACGAUCACGAUCUUAAAAAAGCUCGACAAGCUUUAAUUGAUCGAAUUGGUGUCACCGAUUAUAGUGACGGUAUUCUCGAAUUGUACGAUGAUAUCGUUUCAAGACAAGCACAUAACUUCUCAAUUCCAAAAGACUUUAGCGAACUAACGAAAGAUUUCGAAGUGAUGUCGGCACGUGAAUUUGUUUCAAUGGCAACAUCCAUUGGCUUUGAUGUCUUCAUACGUGCAACCUGUGGACCUUUAUUAUACUUAAUGAGAGAAAAUUUUGACUCCAUAGCGAAGAAUUACCUAGAAAAUAAUGAAAACAAAUCUUAUCAAAAACUGUUUCUCUAUUCCGGUCACGAUACAACUCUAGUUCCAUUAGCAAUGGCACUUGAGAUCUUCGAUAUGCGUUGGCCAAAGUAUGCAUCUCAUAUUCUCAUGAAAUAUUUCAUUUCGAAAACUAAUCCCAAAGAAACAUACGUUGCCGUUAACUAUGCUGGUGAACCGCAGAUCUUACCAAAUUGUGAUAGCUACUAUUGUCCUUAUUCGACAUUUAUGGGAAAUUUACAGAAUCGUUUUGAAAAACCCAAAUUUAUCAACAAACAUUAG